AUGGCGCCGGCCAACAAUGCUUCUAGCGGCGGCAACGAAGGAGAAGCGAGGUACCCGCUGAACGCCGAGUCGUACCGCCUGCUGUGCAAGAUCGGGAGCGGCGUGAACGCGGUGGUGUACAAGGCCGUGUGCCUGCCUCUGGGCUCGUCGGCGUCGGCGGUGGUGGCCAUCAAGGCGAUCGACCUGGAGCGGUCGCGCGCCAACCUCGACGGCGUGCGGCGGGAGGCCAAGGCCAUGGCGCUGCUGUCCCACCGCAACGUGCUCCGCGCGCACUGCUCCUUCACCGUCGGGAGCCACCUGUGGGUGGUGAUGCCCUUCAUGGGCGCCGGCUCACUGCACUCCAUCCUGUCCCACGGGUUCCCCGGCGGCCUGCCGGAGCCGUGCGUCGCCGUCGCGGGCAACAUCCUGGUGGACUCGGACGGCGCCGUCAAGCUCGCCGACUUCGGCGUCUCGGCGUCCAUCUACGAGACCAUGGGCAUCAACGCGUCGGCGUCGGCGGCGAACGCGGCGGCGCUGGGGAUCGGCUCGUCGGCGUCCUGCUGCUUCAACGACGUGGCGGGGACGCCGUACUGGAUGGCACCCGAGGUGAUCCACUCCCACGUCGGGUACGGCAUCAAGGCCGACAUCUGGUCGUUCGGCAUCACGGCGCUGGAGCUCGCGCACGGCCGCCCGCCGCUGUCGCACCUGCCGCCGUCCAAGUCGAUGCUGAUGAGGAUCACCAGCCGCGUCCGGCUCGAGGAGCAGACCGCCGCCGUGAGUAGCAAGAGCAAGAACAAGUUCUCCCGGGCGUUCAAGGACAUGGUGUCCUCCUGCCUCUGCCAGGAGCCGGCCAAGCGGCCGUCGGCGGAGAAGCUCCUCCGCCACCCGCUCUUCAAGGCAUCCGGCCGUCGCUCCAGGGACUUCCUCGUCCGCAACGUCCUCGCCGCCGUCCCGAGCAUCGAGGAGCGGUGCAGCAAGGACGACGACGACGCGGGGAAUGAUCUCUGCGGUGUCGGCGGCGGCGCCAGGGGCGACGCCGCACGCUGCGUGUUGCCGUGCCGACGCCAUGCCGACGACGUCGGCGGCGGCGUCAAGAACCGACGGAUCAGCGGCUGGAACUUCAACGAGGACAACCUCGAGUUCGAUCCGACGACCGAGGACCCGGCGGCGCGGGCGGAGAAGAGGUGCUUUCCAUUCCAGGACCCUGUGGAGCUGGACGACGACAGUGACUCCACCGGAGAUGGAGAUAGACGGCCGCCGCCGCAUGGGGAUGGCGAUCAAGAUCACGGGAAGGCGGCGGAGGCUAUAGGGUUUAAGGAGCAACAGCAAGUGGUGACUCGGCAGCUGAUGGCCGUCCUGCAGAGCCUGGAGGUGCAAAGGGACAUGGUGACGCACGUUUUGGAACGCACCGCCGCCGGCUGCUUCGAUGUCGUCGACGUCUGUGGUGUGAGCGUGACAGCUCCAGCUCCAAGGGAGGAGGUGGAGAGAUGUUGCUUGGGUACGUCCGGCAGCUGGAGCACAGGGUGGAAGACGUGA
Miscanthus lutarioriparius is the source of this 1515-nucleotide messenger RNA. The record is from the annotation of a GenBank genome assembly. NCBI's taxonomy places the organism in Eukaryota, Viridiplantae, Streptophyta, Magnoliopsida, Poales, Poaceae.